AUGAUAGCAGAUACUGCCUCUGAGAAUGCUGAGCUUAAAACUGAAGUAGUAAAAUUAAGAUGUGAUUUCGAGAAAAUCAAGUCAAAGGGAAUAACCACUGAUUCUCUGGAGCAAUUACCAAUUUCCUCAUCAGCCAAAAAUGAGACA
Dentiscutata erythropus is the source of this 147-nucleotide messenger RNA. The record is from the annotation of a GenBank genome assembly. Lineage: Eukaryota; Fungi; Glomeromycota; Glomeromycetes; Diversisporales; Gigasporaceae.